CACACAAUUUUCAGACAUUUUUUUCGCGCCGAAGUGAUUUUUUCCGUGCUCGACAAGGCUCAAAGAGAUAAUUUAAGUGAAAAGUGAAAAGUUAAAAGAUCCAUACAAAGACAACAUGAGGGAAAUCGUACACAUCCAAGCUGGUCAGUGCGGCAACCAGAUCGGAGCCAAGUUCUGGGAAAUUAUCUCCGACGAACAUGGCAUUGAUGCCACCGGUGCCUACCACGGCGACAGCGACUUGCAGCUGGAGCGCAUCAACGUGUACUACAAUGAGGCGUCCGGAGGCAAAUACGUGCCCCGCGCCGUCCUUGUCGACUUGGAGCCCGGCACCAUGGACUCUGUUCGGUCCGGCCCCUUCGGCCAGAUCUUCAGGCCCGACAACUUUGUGUUCGGACAGUCCGGCGCCGGCAAUAACUGGGCCAAGGGUCAUUACACAGAGGGCGCCGAGCUGGUCGAUUCCGUGCUCGAUGUCGUGCGCAAGGAGGCUGAAUCCUGCGACUGCCUGCAAGGCUUCCAGCUCACACACUCCCUUGGCGGCGGCACUGGCUCCGGCAUGGGUACCCUGCUGAUUUCCAAGAUCCGCGAGGAAUACCCCGACAGAAUCAUGAACACAUACUCGGUUGUGCCCUCGCCCAAGGUGUCGGACACCGUUGUGGAGCCCUACAAUGCCACUCUGUCGGUGCACCAGCUGGUCGAGAACACAGACGAGACCUACUGCAUCGAUAACGAGGCUCUCUACGAUAUCUGCUUCCGCACCCUCAAACUGACGACCCCCACAUACGGCGACUUGAACCAUCUGGUCUCGUUGACCAUGUCCGGCGUUACUACCUGCCUCCGCUUCCCCGGCCAACUGAAUGCUGAUCUCCGCAAACUCGCCGUGAACAUGGUUCCAUUCCCACGUCUCCACUUCUUCAUGCCCGGCUUUGCCCCACUCACAUCCCGCGGCUCCCAGCAGUACCGCGCCCUCACCGUGCCUGAGCUGACCCAACAGAUGUUCGACGCCAAGAACAUGAUGGCUGCCUGCGAUCCCCGUCAUGGUCGUUACCUGACUGUCGCCGCCAUCUUCCGUGGACGCAUGUCCAUGAAGGAGGUCGACGAGCAGAUGCUGAACAUCCAGAACAAGAACAGCUCCUACUUCGUCGAAUGGAUCCCCAACAACGUGAAGACUGCCGUGUGUGACAUCCCGCCCCGUGGCCUGAAAAUGUCCGCCACCUUCAUUGGCAACUCCACCGCCAUCCAGGAGCUCUUCAAGCGCAUCUCCGAACAGUUCACUGCUAUGUUCCGUCGCAAGGCUUUCUUGCAUUGGUACACCGGUGAGGGCAUGGACGAGAUGGAGUUCACUGAGGCCGAGAGCAACAUGAACGAUCUGGUCUCUGAGUACCAGCAGUACCAGGAAGCCACUGCCGACGAGGAUGCCGAAUUCGAGGAGGAGCAAGAGGCUGAGGUUGAUGAGAACUAACUUCUCAAUUCGAUGUUUUGCGAAAAAUAAAACCAGGACAAAAGUUCAGUUGUAAAAUGUUUCUUUUAACAACGUAAUCAAUAAAGUCAGAUCCAUUUUGUUCACAUGUCUAA
Messenger RNA from Drosophila miranda, 1572 nucleotides. Its product is annotated as tubulin beta-1 chain. NCBI's taxonomy places the organism in Eukaryota, Metazoa, Arthropoda, Insecta, Diptera, Drosophilidae. Gene Ontology annotation, molecular function: GTPase activity; GTP binding; structural constituent of cytoskeleton. Gene Ontology annotation, cellular component: microtubule; cytoplasm. Gene Ontology annotation, biological process: mitotic cell cycle; microtubule cytoskeleton organization. Bases 116 to 1459 code for a protein of 447 amino acids. The transcript has 2 exons. The record is from RefSeq and is a predicted model, not a curated record.